Pseudozyma hubeiensis SY62 is the source of this 888-nucleotide messenger RNA. RefSeq lists its product as hypothetical. The record is from RefSeq and is a predicted model, not a curated record. Lineage: Eukaryota; Fungi; Basidiomycota; Ustilaginomycetes; Ustilaginales; Ustilaginaceae. Gene Ontology annotation, molecular function: microtubule plus-end binding. Bases 1 to 888 code for a protein of 295 amino acids. Gene Ontology annotation, biological process: protein localization to microtubule plus-end; regulation of microtubule polymerization or depolymerization; spindle assembly. Gene Ontology annotation, cellular component: microtubule plus-end; cytoplasmic microtubule; spindle midzone. The transcript has a single exon.
AUGGGUGAAUCACGCACAGAACUGAUCCAAUGGAUCAACACCCUCCUCUCCCUCUCCUACACCAAAAUCGAACAACUCGGCUCCGGCGCCGCGUACGCCCAGAUCAUCGAUUCCAUCUUCUACAACGUUCCCCUCGCCAAAAUCAAGUUCGAUGCCAAACACGACUACGAGUACAUCAACAACUUCAAGGUGCUCCAAGAGACGUUCAAGCGGAAUCGGAUCGAUAAGCCGAUUCCGGUGGACAGGUUGAUUCGAUGCAAGAUGCAGGACAACUUGGAGUUUGCGCAGUGGUUGAAGCGGUACUGGGAUCAGAAUUUCAGCGGGGAGCUGUACGAUGCGGAGGGGAGGAGGGUUGGGGUGGGUGCACAGCCGCCGCCGUUGGUGGGGAGUGUCAGCGUGGGAGCUGCGAGGACGACCAGGGCUGCUCCACCAGCAGCGGCAGCGGCGGCGGCGAGCAGAGCACCCGCGGCGAGAAACGCUCCCGUUCAAGCAGCAAGACGUCCAGCACCCGGCGCUGCGAGGAGUGCACCACAACAAGCGCAAGCAGCCGCGGUACCCAACGAAACCAUCCAGGCCCUCACAGCUCAGAUGGACGACAUGAAGGUUUCCGUCGACUCGUUGGAAAAGGAACGCGACUUCUACUUUGCCAAGUUGAGAGACAUCGAGAUUCUCGUCCAGGAGAGAUUGGGUUUGUUGGCCGAACAGUUCCCCGUGCCCAGCGAGGAGGAAGACCCGGAAGGCUUGCACGUGGGCACCGAGGAGCAGGAGAGUCUCAAGCAGAUCCAGGCCAUCUUGUAUUCUACCGAGGAAGGCUUCGAGGUUCCCGAGGGUGAGGCGUUGGAAGGCGAGGAGGCGUUGGUCGGCGGAGAGGAGGACGAGAUGUUUUGA